GUAAAUUUUAAAUAACGUAGAAUUUCAGCAGCAUAUCAAAAGGACACAGCAUCUGCCCUUUAGUGCGCGCUGAGCAGGUCUGAAGUUAUUGUGGAAUCAGUAAGCCAUGGCAUCUAAGAAAUUUGCUGUUAGAUGUGGGAAUUUUGCUGUCCUGGUGGAUCUUCAUAUAUUGCCGCAAGGUUCAGACAAGGAUACCAGCUGGUUUUCUGAACAGAAGAAAGAGGAAGUCUGUUUACUGUUAAAAGAAACCAUUGAUUCAAGAGUUAAGGAGUACUUGGGAGUUCGUAAACAGCACAGGCCGUCAAACACAGAAUUCACAAGAUCCAGUCCCUUGUCCUUAAAAGGUUAUGGCUUUCAAAUCACAGCCUAUUUCCUCAAGAGAGGGAUACGCCUUCGCUGCAUCAGGGGCACACACAAUGCUGAAAUCCAGGUAUUCCCUGACAGAUUUGUGGUCUGUGUAAGUCAGCUUGCAUUCAGCCAUGAUCGUUUGGCAAGUCAGAAUGAAGAACUGACAGAAAGAGCUCUCCUUGGAGUGUCUGAUUACUUUGCUGAGUGUGCAGAGAGUCCACUUCCUCCCAGUGCAAAACUCCGGAGAAAUGCUUUGAAAGAAAUUAUGAAAAGAACUGAAACAAAAAGCAGCAGCGUGAGCAAAUCACAGACCAGCAUGGACAUUGUGGGAACGUCUAGUGGCUCCGUGAUUAUAGAGAUAGCAAGGGAGAGAAAUGAUGGUCAGGCUUCCUCCAGACCCCUGUCAGAAUCCACGGGACAGGCAAAGGAUUACAUAAAGGCAGCUGAGAGCCACUGGGGGCUUCCUGUUCAAAAGCUGGAAAAUGUUAAUCAGACCCAGCCAGAAGACACCAGCAGCCAGCAAAAACCUCAUCCUGGGGAGCCGUUAAAGACGGGGCUUCUAAGCGGGAGCCCUGUCUGUAGCUGUGAGUCAGCAUCACCAGGUCCAAAACAAAGUCCGAGAGCGGCCAGAGCACAACAGAAACGCAGGAACUGCGGCUCUGCGGAAGACUCCGACCACCGCAAGAGAGUUUCUCUUGGAAGUGAUCGAUUAGUCCCAAGAGAAGUAAUAGUGGAGAAAAGCAAAACUGUCAGGGUUUUGCCAACUUUAGAGUUGUCAGAUCCGGGGUUACUUUUGAAACAAGAUUUGGCAAAAACCACGUCUAAGGAAGAGUUGCAUGUUUUGGAAAAUCUCUCCUCCAGACAUCUCAUGAAAAAUAACCCAGCGGCACAGCAAACCGGCUCGGCCACAAACACUGAAAGAUUAUCUGUGAUGCAGAGCAGCCCAGCCAAGAAAAGAGAGAAAUGCGAAAGAGGCCACAAAUACUAAAAAGGAUUGCAAAGCCAUAGUUAAGGAUAUAGUGGCCAAACCUGUGAUAAGAAGGCCUCCUGUAUAGAUGCUGGGAUUUUUAAAGGAAUUAAUUGGAAUGAUUAUUUUAAAUAGUAUAUGUCUGCCUCAGGGUUUGUUUUCAAAGCAGUCACUUCUAGGAGGAUUUAUGCUCCUUCUAACAACAUUGCUACUUUCUCCUCAUACUUUGUAACUGUCUUCAGAAAGUGAUUUUAAUGAUAGCCAUCCCCCAUGUCAGGGAUGAGACUGUGCAAGGACUGUGUGAAGAAACGGAUCAUGUGCCCCACUUGGGACAUCACUGUGCAGACCAACAAUGGGCCACACGAAGAUGGUGCCACGGUGCUGCAGUUAAGUUCCAGGGAUAUGAUCUGUCCUCCUGCUCCUCAGCCUGAGUAGGAGCAGAGGGCAGUGAAGAAACAGGCUAGCAGCUCUCAACACAUGUUACUGGGACAAGCAUCGUC
This is a messenger RNA of Microcebus murinus (gray mouse lemur), 1815 nucleotides long. The record is from RefSeq and is a predicted model, not a curated record. Lineage: Eukaryota; Metazoa; Chordata; Mammalia; Primates; Cheirogaleidae.